AUGCCUACGCCGUUGCAUGCCGUGGUUGCCUCCGAAGCGGACGCCCUCCAAAGGUGCAACACCGCUGUGGCGCUGGCCGACACCGCCGCCAUCAAGUUCUCAUGCGUCGCUGGCGCUAGCAUGCUGGAUGCUUUUGAGACCUACCAGCUCGAACCGCUGAUCUCUGAGGACUAUAAAAUGGAGGGCGUUGAGGAUGCUGCCUACUACUCUGUGGCAGUGGUCAAGAAAAGCUUCUGCACCGCCGAUACCACCCUGCGAGACCUCAAGGGCUUGCGCGCUUGCCACUCCGGCUACGACAUGACCGGUGGCUGGACCUUGCCCGUUGGCUUCUUGGCUCCAGGGGGUGUGAUCCCCAGGGUCGCGACCAAGGCCGACGUCCCUGCUGACGCGCAGUCUGUCGCCGCGUUCUUCAGCGGCGACGUUGCCUUUACCAAGCACUCAACAAUCAUGGAGGUUGCUGCCGACGGCACUGCCCCCCAGGCUUGGUCCGCCUUCGACAUGGCUGACAUGGCGAUUGUCUGCCCCAGCGGCGGCUGCAAAGAAGUCAGCGAGUUCUUGUCGUGCCACAUUGCCAGGUCACCUGCCUUUUCUGUCAUGACGACCGCAGCCCUGCGCAACAGCGCCGAGGGGCAGGCCAUCCAGGCUGCCUUGAUGGACGCUGGCAGCGUCCCCGCUUACCUCAACGCUACCAUCGGCCUUGUGGGCAACUUUGCGUUCUCCGAAGACACCAAGGGCAUCAAGGCAGUAAGCAUCCCUUUCCUGUAG
Messenger RNA from Chlorella variabilis, 765 nucleotides. RefSeq lists its product as hypothetical. Bases 1 to 765 code for a protein of 254 amino acids. Gene Ontology annotation, cellular component: recycling endosome; plasma membrane; early endosome. The record is from RefSeq and is a predicted model, not a curated record. The transcript has 7 exons. NCBI's taxonomy places the organism in Eukaryota, Viridiplantae, Chlorophyta, Trebouxiophyceae, Chlorellales, Chlorellaceae. Gene Ontology annotation, biological process: iron ion transport.